Culex pipiens pallens (northern house mosquito) is the source of this 1591-nucleotide messenger RNA. RefSeq names its product BTB/POZ domain-containing protein KCTD9. The record is from RefSeq and is a predicted model, not a curated record. NCBI's taxonomy places the organism in Eukaryota, Metazoa, Arthropoda, Insecta, Diptera, Culicidae. Gene Ontology annotation, biological process: protein homooligomerization. Gene Ontology annotation, molecular function: protein binding. Bases 193 to 1248 code for a protein of 351 amino acids. The transcript has 3 exons.
AAAAGUAAGCAAAAAGUUGCACGAAUUUUUCGCGACAGUUUUUCCAGAAAAUUGUUUUAAAUAGAUUGUGAAAUUGAAAGUUAAAAUUUAAGGUUUCAUUGCUCAUCGAUAGUGGUGCUAUUUUGUAACAAUUUUAAGUGUAAUUGAGCCAAAUAGCGUUAGCUUCAGCUCACUUCCAAAACUGUGUGUGUGAUGAGUAAGAAAGUGUCCACGUCCGACUGUCCACCGUCCACUUCCGGUUACAGCAGCAGCUCGUCAUCCAAGCCAACACCGGGCAGUCCGUCGAAGGAUGUGUCCGCGAGUGGCAGUGGCCCGCCCGCUCCGCGGAUUCCUACUCCGUACAAGUGGGUUAGCUUGAACGUCGGCGGGAAGGUCUUCACGACGACCCUGAGCACCCUGCUGAACAAGGAACCGGGCAGUAUGUUGGCUCGGAUGUUUGCCCAGGAGGACGCGAUGUGCCCGAGUGAUAAGGAUGCCGAGGGGGCUUACCUGAUUGACCGUUCGUCGCAGUAUUUCGAGCCGAUUCUGAAUUAUCUACGGCACGGGCAGUUGAUAUUCGACGGGCACCUUAGUCCGGAAGGGAUUCUGGAGGAGGCCAAGUUUUUCGGGAUUGAGGGGCUGAUUCCGCAGCUUGAGGAGUUGGUCCGGCAGCAGCAGCCAGCGGAGGAUCUGCCGUUGACGAGGAGGGACGUGAUUAGUGCGUUGAUCAAGACUUCCCAGAUGACGGAGCUAAGGUUCCAGGGGGUGAACCUGGCGGGGGCUGAUUUGCGCAAGCUGGACCUGCGCCACAUCAACUUCAAGUACGCGUGUCUUACGCGGUGUAAUCUUUCGCUGGCGAACCUUAACUAUUGCUGUCUGGAGCGGGCGGAUUUGAGUUUUGCCAAUUUGGAGGGGGCGCAGCUGCUGUCCGUGAAAGGACUGUGCGCGAACAUGGAGGGCGCCAACCUGCAGGGCUGUAACUUUGAGGACCCGACCGGAGUGCGGAGUAAUCUGGAGGGCGUGAAUUUGAAGGGAGCUUGCUUGGAGAAUAGUAACAUGGCCGGAGUGAAUCUGCGGGUAGCCAACCUUAGGAAUGCCAAUCUGAUGAAUUGCAACCUGAGGGCGGCCGUGCUGGCUGGGGCAGAUUUGGAGCGCUGCAAUCUGUCCGGAAGUGACCUGCAGGAGGCCAACCUGCGCGGAGCCAACUUCAAGGACGCCCAGCUCGAGCUGAUGCUGACUCCGCUGCACAUGUCCCAGGCGAUCCGCUAGGUGGUAAAUAUAUUUCUACUCAAUAUUAUUAAUUAUAUACGAAAAGUCGCAACCUUAAUAUAUAAACUAAAAAAAAAAACAACUAGCACACUUUAUAGGGGAUUUAGCGAGGUUAAGUAACAAAUUGUGCUGCGCGAAAUGGGCACUUUGAAAGUGCAAUGCUCGAGGCAGGUUUGAAAAACACGGCGUGACUGCAAUAAAUUACACUUCAUAUAUUAUAAAAAUAAUACAAAAAGUAUGUACUUUCAUAACUCGAGGUGCCGCGGUCAGACGACGAUAGCUGGCCAACAGGUCGAAGAGAGCGCGUAGGAAUAAUUGCAAGACGAAAAAUUGAUUACUCUAU